Molecule: messenger RNA, 1051 nt
Organism: Diabrotica virgifera virgifera (western corn rootworm)
Lineage: Eukaryota; Metazoa; Arthropoda; Insecta; Coleoptera; Chrysomelidae
Exons: 2
Coding region: 71-952 (293 amino acids)
Biological process (GO): regulation of transcription by RNA polymerase II
Cellular component (GO): transcription regulator complex; nucleus
Source: RefSeq, a predicted model, not a curated record
UCUACCAAAACGAAGUGUGGUUUGUUGAUCGUUGUGUUUCUGUUUAGUUGUGUUUUGUUAAAAGGGUAAAAUGGAGUAUCUUAUCAACAGCGUGAAAAAAUAUCCAUGUAUUUGGAAAGCCGAUAGUGAAGACUAUAAAAAUACGGAAAUGAAGAAAGCAUCAUGGCGAAAAAUAAUUAAAGAAUGUGAUUAUCCAGAUGUAAAAGAAGCAAAACAUUUAUGGAAAAUAUUACGAGAUGGACAUAGACAAGCCAUAUCAAAGAAAAGAACAGCUACAGGACAAGCAGCGAGUGAUAUAAAGCCUUGGAAAUACGAGAAACUGAUGGAGUUCCUCCUUCCUCAUAUAUCUAGCCGAGUUACAUCGACUAAUACCAUGUCUUCUGGUAUAACUACGACCGACGAAGACUCACAACUCCAUGAAGAAAUUAGAAUUGAGACAAUCGACGAUCAGCCAGCAAUCACAAGCACCUACCUACCUAAGAGAAAAAAUGAUCAACUUUUGGAUUAUUUACAAGAACAAGAAUCAAAACGCGAGAAGAGGUCAUUCGAACGAGACUUAUGCCGCAGAGAACUUUUGAAACAAUUAGUAGUUAAGCCAAAAACUGCUACUGAAAAGUUUUUCGACAGCAUGUGUGACAUGACCAUGGAUCUACCUGAACAUGUCCAGAUUAAAAUUCAAAGAGAAAUAUUUCAGGCUGUCAUGGAAGCUCGAGAAGCAUAUUUACGGAGUCAAACUGGAACCUCCGGGCUAGUGGGUUUGAAUUAUCCAAGACAUGAGGACCAAUCAGCAUUUUCCGCAUCAUCUGCAUCACGUCCUUCAUCGGCUCUUUCAAAUGGUGUCGCUGCAUGUGAUGUGUUGUCCCUACAUAUGAAAAAUUCUCUAGCAACAAGCACAAACGAAUUUAUAUUAUCGGAAGAGUAUGGUUUAAGAAGUUUGAGUAAUAAAAGUUAGGUUUAAUAGUACUUUUUGUAGUUUCUUUACCUCAAAGUUAGUGGGAGUUGAUCCAUACAUCUAAUAUCGUCACGCAUAUUCAUCAAUUCAUGCGCAUUC